AUGGGUUCUUUUGGAAAAACUCAGAACAAACCACAUGUUGUGUGUGUUCCAUAUCCAGCACAAGGUCACAUAAACCCAAUGCUUAAACUAGCUAAACUUCUUCAUUUCAAAGGUGAUUUUCAUGUCACCUUUGUUAACACUGAAUACAAUCACAAACGUCUUCUCAAUUCCAGAGGUUCCGAUUCUCUAAACGGUCUUUCCUCUUUCCGAUUUGAAACCAUUCCUGAUGGUCUACCUGAGUCCGAUGUGGAUGUCACACAGGAUGUACCUUCGUUGUGUGACUCAACUAGGAAAACAUGCCUCCCUCACCUCAAAAAACUUAUAUCUAACCUCAAUAAGGCUGUAGACAUCCCUCCUGUUACUUGCAUAGUUGCUGAUGGUAUUAUGAGUUUUGCUUUAGAUGCCGCUGAAGAACUGAGUGUCCCUGCUGUGCUUUUUUGGACAAAUAGUGCUUGUGGCUUCAUGUGUUACCUUCAAUAUCGUAUGUUAAUUGAAAAGGGCUUUACACCACUUAAAGAUUCAAGUUAUAUUACAAGUGGUUAUUUGGAUACUACAAUCGAUUGGGUGCCAGGCAUUAAAGAAAUACGACUAAAGGACAUUCCGAGUUUCAUAAGAACUACAGACCCAAAUGAUGUUAUGGUUGAUUUUGUAUUAUGGGAAUGUGAAAGAGCUCUAAAAGCUUCAGCAAUCAUUUUAAACACGUUUGAUGCCUUAGAACACGACGUUUUAGAAGCAUUCUCAUCCAUUAAUAAUUUACCUCCGGUCUAUUCCAUUGGUCCGUUAAAUUUUCUUUUUAAAGAUGUCACUGAUAAGGAAUUGAACUCAAUUGGUUCGAAUCUUUGGAAAGAAGAACGAGAGUGUUUAGAAUGGCUAGAAAGCAAAGAACCAAACACUGUUGUUUACGUCAAUUUUGGAAGUGUCACUGUGAUGACAAAUGACCAAUUAAUUGAGUUUGCUUGGGGACUUGCUAAUAGCGAGAAAACAUUUCUAUGGGUUAUAAGACCAGAUCUUGUUGCUGGUGAAAACUCAGUUCUUCCUCGAGAGUUUCUGGAAGAGACAAAGAAUAGAGGAAUGUUAUCAAGUUGGUGUCCACAAGAAGAAGUUUUGGAUCAUUCAGCAAUUGGAGGUUUUUUGACACAUAGUGGUUGGAAUUCAACGUUGGAAAGUGUGUGUGGUGGUGUUCCAAUGAUAUGUUGGCCUUUCUUUGCCGAACAACAAACUAAUUGCCGAUUUAGUUGUCAUGAAUGGGGGAUCGGUUUGGAGAUUGAAGAUGCUAAGAGGGAUAAGAUUGAGAAACUUGUUAGAGAAUUGAUGGACGGGAAAAAGGGUGAAGAUAUGAAAGAGAAAGCAUUGAGGUGGAAAGAAUUGGCAAUAGAUGCUGCUUCAGGACCAUUUGGUUCUUCAUUUCUGAAUUUCCAGAAGAUAUUUAGUGACGUGCUACUAUUUUAA
Messenger RNA from Vicia faba (fava bean), 1449 nucleotides. The record is from the annotation of a GenBank genome assembly. NCBI's taxonomy places the organism in Eukaryota, Viridiplantae, Streptophyta, Magnoliopsida, Fabales, Fabaceae.